Symbiodinium necroappetens is the source of this 1423-nucleotide messenger RNA. The record is from the annotation of a GenBank genome assembly. NCBI's taxonomy places the organism in Eukaryota, Dinophyceae, Suessiales, Symbiodiniaceae.
AUGGGAGCCAUGACGCGACGGGAGGGUGAGCUGGCACUCGCCGGGAUCAUCCGGACGCGUGGGAAGGCCAGAGAAUGGCAGGCGUGUGUUGAAGCUUUGGCCACGAUGCUGAUGCUGCGGCUCGUUCCGAGCAUCUACAGCUUCACAGCAGCUAUUACAGCAAGUCUGGGUGCAUGGAUGGUGGCUGCCCAGAUCUUUUCCGAGAUGCUGUCACACGACAUCUUACCUGAUACUGUCAGCUGCAAUGCCCUCAUGAACGUUGCUGAAAGACACGGGCAGUGGCAGACGGUGCUGCAGCUGCUGGCCUACAUGGCGGCCGAAGCAGCCAAACCAAACGAGAUCAGUUUCACUUCCGCCAUCAGUGCAAGUGACCGAAGUGGACACUGGCAGUUGGCGAUGGGGCUCCUGUCUCACAUGCCUCGACAUCAAGUGUCCCUCAGUAAGAUGAGCGGUACCGCAGCCAUGAGCGCAUGCGAACGGGCCCAGCGGUGGGAAGCAGUGACUGAGCUGCUUUCUACGAUUCCGACAGCUGAUGAGAUCAGCUUCAAUGUUGGUAUUGCUGCCUGCCGAGAGAACCUGCAAUGGAUUGCAGCACUUCAGCUAUUCCGCGGUAUGCCGAAGGCAGGCGUGACAGCGGAUUUGGUAACGUUCAACGCCCUUGUGAACCUGUGUGGUGAAGGCCUACUCUGGCACCGGGCACUUCGACUCGUCUCGCAGAUUUCUGAGGCAGGGCUGGAGCGGGACAUCAUCGGCCGCAACGCGGGCCUCAGCGCGCAGGGGGUGGCAAGCGAGUGGCCAAGGGCUCUGGAGUGGUUUUGGCAGAUUCCGUCUUUGAAGCUGGUACCAGAUGAGGUCAGCUGUAGCUCCGUCAUCGUCGCUUGUGGGAAGGGUCUGGAGUGGCAGAUGGCGCUGCACUUUCUUCUGGAGGUAAUGCCGGCCAUUUCCCUGCAGCGGAAUGAGAUUAGCUUCAAUGCUGCCAUCAGCGCUUGUGAGCCGUUGGGAUGUUGGGAGCACGCAGUCUAUCUACUCACGCAGAUGCCCAUUGCACGGUGUUCUCCCGACAGCAUCGGUGCCAAUGCCGCCAUCAGCGCCUGUGGGAAAGGCGAGCAAUGGCAGCUCGCCGUCCGCCUGUUCCACUCGAUGCCCUCCACGGAUGUCAGCCCCGACGGCAUCAGCUUCAAUGCUGCAAUCAGUGCAUGCGAGAAGGUUGGGAAGUGGAUUUGGGCUCUUUGGCUGCUCACGGCGAUGCCAACAUUUCGAAUCAGCCCGGACUUGAUCAGUUUCAGCUCCCUACCUUGUGCCUGCGAGAAAGGUCUUCAGUGGCAGGUGGCCCUCCAGAUUCUCUUUUCCGACAUGGCCGCGGCGAUGGUCCAAAAGAACGAGAUAAGCUCCAAUGCGGCCAUCAGCGCAUGCGAAAAGUCUG